AUGCCACCGUCGCCUGCAACAGCCCAACACGCGGAGCUGGAUGAAGCCCUGCUGGACGCAGACCGUGGCGAUCGCGCCAGCGAUGCAGAGGUUGCGCCGCAGCGUGGGCGGUAUACCACAAGUGCUUCUGGCCAUGAUUCUCGUGACAUGAGCACCUCCAGCCAACCUGUGCGGAUCAAAGGCGAAAGCGACACAGAAGGUGACGACGAUGAUGAACGAGAUAACUUGCGCGUAUUCGAGGCAAGACCAAGCCUCCCAGCUCCUCGGGUUGAGCACCGCUCUUUACAAGAUCUGAUGGGUAAGAGGCCUGUCCACACUCGUAUCAACAAUGCUUACAUCAACACAACAGAUUUGUUGAGCAAAGAUUCCGUAGAUAUCAAUCCUGAGUAUCAGCGGGACGUUGUGUGGAACAAGGAGCGCAUGAUGGGCCUCAUCGACAGUGUCAUUGAAAACCACUACAUCCCUCCCAUCAUCUUCAACCGUCAGAUUUCUCGCAAUCAGGACGGGAAAGCCCGCAUCAAGCGUGUUUGCAUCGACGGCAAGCAGCGUCUCUCAUCGGUAAAGGCCUUCAUGGAUGGAACUAUCGGCUGCCAUGACCGCCGUGGAUCCGUAUGGUACUACACCCCAUCAUCCAAUAAAAGAAGCGCUCGUACCAUUCCCGAACAGACCAGAGAAGCGUUCCGGAACAGAAAACUCAUCAUUUAUGAAUACCCGAAUCUUGGAAGGCUUCAAGAAGAGGACUUGUUCUCUCGUGUCCAAAAAGGAGUGCAGCUGACGACCGCCGAGAAGUUCCGAGCUACAACUGGUCCGUGGCAGGAAUUCGCAGAAUCCUACAAGCGCGACUUUCCCAGAGUGGGCGGCUUGGCUGGACAGAAGCGGGGCGUGGAUUUCAAUAACAUCCUCUCAUCGUUUGGCCAGAUACUCGAGGUUCAGCGCAGCCUUGCCAAUGGAAAUCCUCCCACCUUCAGUACCCAAAUCUCAACCAUCAAAAGUCUGUUAAAGAAUGUAAAAGACUACAAUGCGGAAACGAAGGACAAACUCCGCCGGACAUACAUGAAACUCGACAAAUUGGUUGAGAUUGACCUGAGAGCAUUCAUGGACAAUCAAUAUUCUCAUGCGAAGCUCUUCUCGCCAUUGGAAUUCAUGGCAACGGCGGUUCUGAUAUCCUUGCAUUUGGAAGACGAGAGCAAUCAGUUCCUUCUCGAGAGCAUUCGAAUCAUGCGUCUUUACUUACGACAGUGCCUCAAGGACUUGCGGAUGAACAAGUCGGCUUGGAACUGUGUAUGGCCCUUCUUAGAGAGCCUUCGACCUCCACCUGAGCGUGAAACGCCCCCAGUAACGCCCCCCGAUACAUUGCUCGCAGUCCGGGCUACCAUUGCUCAACGGCUUGCUCACUUAAGUCCUGCAAUUGAUCCAGCUCACAUUCCCAUAAGUGGAGACGUGGACUCUGAGCCACCCCCAACCAUACUCACAGACAUACCAACUGCAACGCCAAACUGUUCAGUCCAACUUUCGAAUGACCGACGCUUUAUCCUGUGUCGGCUGGAGGAUAACCCUGGCCUUCCAAACCACAAUUCACUUGGCCAGGAGAAAACAUCAUCUGUCAGCAGUUCGCCAGCGGAUAUGCAAACUCCACAGCUUGAUACAAGUCAACCUGAAAACGUGGAAGCUAAGCUACGUGAGCACAUCUCCGUUCCCAUAGUGGACCAAACCAGUCAGAUGCCCAAACCCGAGUCUACUGGUAUCAGUAGGAAGAGGAAACUUGCGCGCUUUACGGCAUCGGGCUCCAGUCCCCAAGGUCGUGAAAUAGCACAACCUCCUAAAGUGGGCGAUGCAUCGACAAGACAGAAGCCUCACCCACACAUGGCCCCUGGCAUACUCACGGCCCAGAAAGCAGUCGACGAGACAACCACUCCUUCAAGCCGAAAGCUUUCUGCUAACUCUACAGUUGUGGCCCAAACCCAGCAGUUGAGGACGAAUGGUUCAGAGCUGGUCGUCGAGAUAUCUGAUGAAGAAACUGGUGAAGCGGCUGAGAAUCUUUUGGCGAAGUUCAAGCCACAUACUUCGAAGAGGGUGAAGGUGAAAGAAGAAGAUCUGGAUGUUUGA
Molecule: messenger RNA, 2106 nt
Organism: Diplodia corticola
Lineage: Eukaryota; Fungi; Ascomycota; Dothideomycetes; Botryosphaeriales; Botryosphaeriaceae
Exons: 3
Coding region: 1-2106 (701 amino acids)
Source: RefSeq, a predicted model, not a curated record